ACAUGGAGACCGCCAACCCGGAAGUGGCGCGGCCGCUGCGCGCCGGGCGCUAGGAGCCGCGGGUCGCUGGCCAGGCCUCGCCCGGUGCCGCUGUCCGGCCUCGGUUUGCCUCCCGAGCCCCGCGUCUCUUCGGCGCCUGUCCAGGACAGCCGCUUCCGUCCCGCUCUCCUAGGCCUGCGCCACUCUCGGGGGAGGAGCCGAGCCGAGGCCGCGCGGGCGGAGGGAGCCAGGCCCGGUGGCCGCCGACGGUUCGUAUCAGCCGGGUCGGAGGAGGAGCCGGGCCGCGCGGGGCGGAGGCCGGGCCAUAGGGGCUCAGGCCCUGGGACGGCGGCGACGCGAGGCGCGGGGCUGCGCGCGGAGGCCCUGACGGCACGGAGGUGAUGUGGGCCCCGGUGCUUCUUCGGAAGAAAGGGACCCCCGCAGCGGCGGCGGCGGCCUCCCUGCCGGUCCUCCUGACAUCAGCCCUUAGGGACCUCGGGGCUGCCCUGACUCCCCAGCUCGCUGAAGUGCCCUUAAGGAUGCAGUGAUCAGGGUAUGGGGCUCUCCCCGCGGGAGGGGCGCUGCCUGCGCUUCUGAACUCUGCGCAGAGACAACAAAAACAAAAAAACGAACCCGAAAAGCAAAACAAAACAAAACAAAAAACCCAGAAUGAUGCUGUCUGAGCAAGCCCAAAAGUGGUUUCCAACCCACGUGCAGGUCACUGUGCUCCAAGCUAAAGAUCUGAAGCCAAAAGGCAAAAGUGGCACCAAUGACACAUACACCAUAAUUCAGUUGGGCAAAGAGAAAUAUUCUACGUCUGUAGCUGAGAAAACCCUGGAGCCGGUCUGGAAAGAGGAGGCCUCCUUUGAGUUGCCUGGGUUGCUUAUUCAGGGUAAUCCAGAGAAAUACAUUCUUUUUCUUAUAGUGAUGCACAGGUCCCUAGUGGGACUGGAUAAGUUUUUAGGGCAGGUGGCAAUCAAUCUCAAUGACAUCUUUGAGGACAAACAAAGAAGGAAAACAGAGUGGUUUAGAUUAGAAUCCAAACAAGGAAAAAGAAUAAAAAACAGGGGUGAGAUAAAGGUCAGUAUUCAAUUUAUGAGGAACAACAUGACAGCAAGCAUGUUUGACUUGUCAAUGAAGGACAAGACGAGAUCACCUUUUGCAAAAUUAAAAGAUAAGAUGAAAGGGAGGAAAAGUGACGGGGCGUUUUCUGAUACAUCCUCUGCCAUCGUUCCGAGCACUCACAUGCCCGAUGCCAAUCCUGAGUUUUCAAGUGGUGAAAUGCAGAUGAAAUCCAAACCAAAAAAGCCUUUUCUUUUGGGUCCUCAGCGACUCUCUUCUGCUCAUUCAAUGUCUGAUUUAACUGGGUCCCACUUACCUUCUGAGAAGCUGAAGUCCAGCACUGUGGGUCCAACACAUCUUCUCAGUCGCCAGAUAGAUUCCUUUGGAGUUGUUCCAGAAAGCGGAAGUCUCAAGUCUCCACACAGACGAACACUAAGCUUUGAUACUUCUAAAUUAAACCAACCUGGCAGCAUUGUGGAUGAAGGUGAACACUCUUUUGGAAGACAGAGUGACCCAUUUACAAAUGUGACUGCUUCAUUACCCCAAAAAUUUGCAACACUGCCAAGGAAGAAGAAUCCAUUUGAAGAAAGCAGUGAGCCAUGGGACAGCAGCACGAAUUUAUUUUCAAAACCAAUUGAAGUCAGGAAAGAAAGUAAGAGAGAGAAAAGGGAGAAGGUGAGCCUCUUUGAAAGAGUGACCGGGAAGAGAGAUAGCAGGAGAUCUGACAAGCUGAACAAUGGGGGAUCUGAUAGCCCAUGUGACUUGAAAUCACCUAGUGCUUUUAGUGAAAACCGGCAGGACUAUUUUGAAUAUGAGUCAACCAACCCGUUUACAACAAAAUUCAGGGCUUCAACUAUAAUGCCAUCUUCAAGUUUUCAUAUGAAUCCAACAAGCAGUGAAGACCUCAGGAAAAUUCCGGACAAUAAUCCUUUCGAUGCCACGGCUGGGUACCGGAGUCUGACCUAUGAAGAGGUGCUGCAGGAGCUGGUGAAGCACAAAGAACUCCUUCGGAGGAAGGACACCCACAUCCGGGAGCUAGAGGACUACAUUGACAACCUCCUUGUCAGGGUGAUGGAAGAGACACCCAGCAUCCUGCGAGUGCCCUAUGAGCCAUCCAGGAAAGCUGUAUACACCCAGGACCACUUGUCACCAGGGCCACCCCACCUCUGUGGAGAAGCUACUUCAACCCACUCCUGAUUCUCUGAACCCUGAUUUUUGAAGGGAUUCACUACAUCCAGCUCCAGCUAUCCCUGACCACUGUCCCCAAAAAUGAUGAUCUCAAGUCUCUUUUCAAGGAAUAACAAAGUUUAGAUCUCUUUAUUCUUUUCAUAGAAGCAUGGAUUUGUUUAGCCAGUGUUUGAGCUUACGGGAAGUAUAAGCAGAGAUUGGGUAGUACUGUUUUGUAGUACAGUUUGUUCUACUGUGCAUCACGAGCAAAGACAACUGUGCAAAGAUAUAUCUGAAAAUGAGCUGGGGGAUGGGAGUGAUUGUCUGUUGCCUGAUAACCCAAGGCAAUAGCAAGUUCUAGGAAUGAAAGUUGGGCUUGGUUUCAAUUUCAUCAUUAAUAGAACAGAUGGUUGCCUUUGUGCCCUGAACCAAAGACUCAUCACAACUGUAGGUGUUGAGAGCAGGACUCUACCAACAUACAUCAUGAGGCAACCCACGUCCACCUUUGAGGAUUGAUGUCACACACUAUGGGGUCUUUGUUUAAGCCUGCCUCCCUAGAAUGGUAGUUUUCUGUGAAUUAGCUUUCUGUAUUUGUAUAAAAUUAUUCUAAAAUUUAAAGUGAAAAGCAAUGAGAUAAGGAUUUUGCAGAUCUUCUGCUGGUAUUUCAACCUUUCAGAUCUAAACACUCUGAAGCAGACAGUCUUUCUGAAUUGAGGAUGUGAAGACUGGCUGCAUAUAGAGGAGGCUGGGGCCAGGCGCAUUCCGCCGUCCUGUAGUGAGGUGCAUUUUCCUGAUUACUAUCUCUAGUAAGAUUUCACUGAAAGUAAAGUGAAAGCAGAGAUUGUAGUUUUACUGAUUUUCAUAUUUUUUAGUCACAAAAUCCCUUGUUAUCUAUAUUUUCUGAGUUUCUGUGGUUUUCUAGAAAACAUGGGUUUUGAAGUGAAUUUUCCCCCACAUACGAACUUAAGUGCUUUUCUAAAAAUCAAAAUUGAGGAGGAAAAAUGGAUUUUUACAAUCAGUUUUUCUUCCAUUUAAUUAAUUGAAGUGAUUCUGUAAUAAACUUCAAAGUCUGAGGUAGAUUUGAUUUUUCCAUGUGAGAUCUUGGUAAAUAUUAUUUUUAAAUGGUGCCAUUUAAAAUUAACAUUUAUUAGAUGUUAUCAAAUUCUUAGUAUAUUUUGAUCAUGGCAUUGCUAAGACUCUACAACUUUUUAAAGCACCCAAAUCCAUGUAUUCAGUAUUGUGACAGUUGUCUGCAGGUACAAUAACAUGUGUUAGCCAAGUGUGUCCUUUCUAGAGUCUCAGUCUCGUAGAGAUCUGAGCUGUCUGUUGCAUUUGACCUUCAGAAUAAGUUUCCCAUAAAUAUCAUCUGAAAAGCAUGGUUCAAAUGCCUUUGUUCCUUUUUAUGAGAAGUAAGUCAAAAGGCACAGUUUUGCCUCCAUUAGAAUCUGUAUACUUGGAUUCAACAGCCCUUGCUGACUGGCCAGGCUGAAUAGGUAUUUGCUUCUCAGAAUCUGAAGUGAAGCUUUGUCCAAAUGCAGUCUGUUAGGCAGUGAGAUUUAUCUGAUACACAAUUGUUGUUGCUAAAUAAAAGCAAAAGUCUUGAGACAAAUGAAAAGUCUGUAUUUACAUUCUGGAAAAUUUAUUCUAGUGGUAAGAGUUUCACUCAUAAAGUUAAUGUUAUCAUUAGUCAACAUAACAAACUUAUGUUGUUAAGUAAAACAAAUUCCAGAGAACAUAGCAUGUAGCAGUCUCUAAGCACAUGUGCAAGCUGGGCCCUGUAGAAAGAAGGCCGGAAAGACACUUGCUUUGUCUUCCAAGUGGAACACAGAGUAUUCCAGUGAUUUAUUUUUUUAUUAACUUAGAGGUGAAAAUAAAAAUGUAUAUUUCAGUAAACAGUGCAUGCACAAUAGAUUUUUAAGAACAUCUUAUUUCUGAUUUUAGCCUAAAAAUACAUACUCAAUACAUACACUUCUACCAACAAGACUUUUUAAAAUCACAGAAUCAAGCCUGAUUUAAUUUAACACACUUCUGUUAUAUAAUUAAACUAUUUCUUAAAACAACAAUAACAACAACAACAGUAUUUUACAAGCAGUCUCUUAUUAGUUCUAAACAGUAUUACCACACGGCCUGCCUCUGGGAUGUGGCAUUCCUUAACACCAAGGUCAUUGCUUAGAGUUGUAUAUAAGGUACCAUGUAACCCACUCAUGGUAAGUGUUGGAAGCAUUGCCUUUUGCUGCUCUGUUCUGCAUUGACCCCAGUUUUGCCCUCCUCCCAUGAAUGUAGUAUUAUUCAUAGAUUAUACAUAACUACAUGUAUUGCUUUUGGCAGUAAAUCAAGUUCUAGUUGUAAUUUUCCAGCUGUGAAAAUGUUGCCUUGUAUUUAAAAGGGUUUCAUGAGUGGAAACCUAAGUAAAUAGACUCAUUAGUGACAGACCUGCUUCUUCAUGUCCCCCUUCCCAUCUCCCACUCCCUGCAUCCUGCUACCCACCCUGAUGUGAGUGCUUAUUCUUAACAAGGAGAAUCUUUAAAAAUGAGAAAUAAAAAAGACCUGCUAUCUCUAUGUAUCUAUAGUAACUUUUACACUAAGCUUUUGUUUUCCCCUAAAAAAAAGAGCAGCUUACCCUGGAUUAGAAAAGCAGGUUGGAACUCCUUGCUGUCUGUGCCAUCGUCUGUCUCUAGGUAGGUGUCACUCCUGGGUGAAGUGUGAGCAUGCCCAGUCAUGUGAUCUCUUCUCAGAGGGAAGGAUACACUGCAAGCUUGUGGUGCUAUUGGAGAGGGUCUGUCAGCACAUACCGAAAGCCCCCAUUUUCACAGAUUUAUAACUUUAAUAAUCCAGAUGCUGUCCUUGGAGGUAUUUAAUAUGCAAUAGGUAGCACCUUUACUAAUUAAUCUGCAUAUGAAGGGCUUCCUGAUGUAUUUAAUAAGAUGUGUAGAAGCUCUUCAAGCAUUAAACUGAAGUUGACGUUUUAUUUCAUUUACUUUUCUCUGUCAAAAAAUAUCAACCACUUAUAAUGGAAUUGAAGCCUGUUACCUAAAAGUAUUUGGGCCUUUUAAUUUCUGAAGCUUCUAGAUUGUUUGUAUUGUGAGGUACAAAAAAAAUGCUGCAGAUCUAGAAAUGUAUGUUCUUAGCAAGUGUUUGAAUGAUGCAAGUAUUAUUUAUAAUUGAAGAGUCUAUCCCUAUGUUCUUAAGUAAAUGCUUAGUAACUCAUACAUUUUUGCAGGUACAAAAGUAUAUAAACAUUGUAUAAUGUGACAGUUGUAUAAUUUAUGUAAUCUGAUGCAUGAGUCAGAAUUUUUAUAUAUGAUAAUUGAUUUGUUAUA
Molecule: messenger RNA, 5528 nt
Organism: Apodemus sylvaticus (European woodmouse)
Lineage: Eukaryota; Metazoa; Chordata; Mammalia; Rodentia; Muridae
Gene: Rab11fip2
Product: RAB11 family interacting protein 2
Exons: 6
Coding region: 649-2238 (529 amino acids)
Biological process (GO): regulated exocytosis
Cellular component (GO): phagocytic cup; endosome
Molecular function (GO): small GTPase binding
Source: RefSeq, a predicted model, not a curated record